Menidia menidia (Atlantic silverside) is the source of this 1563-nucleotide messenger RNA. The record is from the annotation of a GenBank genome assembly. Lineage: Eukaryota; Metazoa; Chordata; Actinopteri; Atheriniformes; Atherinopsidae.
AUGUUACGGCUCGUCGCAAGAAAAUGUUUGAAUUCAGUAUGGAAGAGCAAUCACUUUGUGACAUCCAAGAGGCAAGUGAACCCUUUCCUACGGGUUAACAGGGUCAGACUUGACCAAACAACCCUGCUUGCUCGCCACUUCAGUGAGGAGAGCUCUGUAAGGAAAGAUGCACUUCAAACGGAGGCAGAUGAAAGAGAGGGAAAAGAAAUGUUCGAUCUGGACGGAUGGAAGUCAAUCAUGAGAUCCCAAGCUAGAUUCCCGGAACAACAAGUUAGCAACGAAGUGACGGGAAGUGAUGAAGAAGAAGACAUGAAAGAAACAGGCGGCGAUUCAAAAGAAAGUUCUUCACUUGAAGCAACACGUGAACUAGUUUUAAUGUGGCGGCAAGCAGGGAAACUGGUUCCGCAAGAGAUGACAGAGGAGGAGGUUCAGACGUUGGCAAACCUAGCCACCAAGUCAGCCAGGAAAAAGUACCUGAAGUUUCUGGCUAUCAAAGAGGGCCACAAACGGUCCCGCAAGGAGAAGCAGCAGAAGAGGCGGGCUGAAAGGGAGGCCUCACUGAUGGAGCAGAGGGGACUGGACAGCACGGAGGAGGAUUGGGAUGAUCGUAAAGGAAACAAAUUAAAAAACACUCCGUUUCUCCAGUUUUGGGACCGUACUCAGGACAAGCUGCUGGCCUGGAGAAGCGCCCAGGCCAUGGUGUUCGGUCAGCCACUUGUAUUUGACAUGAGCUACGACUCCAACAUGACCAAGCGAGAGAUCGACAACACAGUGUCCCAGCUGCUGGAGGUGGAGGGCUGGAACCGGCGUGCCACCGAGCCCUUCCACCUCCACUUUUGCAACCUUCAGCCCGACGGGCCCUACAAGCAGGAACUUCUCAAACGCUACGGCGCAGAGACCUGGGAGCGCCUUUUCGUCACCGACUCGGACCGCCAGCAUGUUGACCUUUUCCCCAGGGAACAGCUGGUCUAUCUCACCGCAGACUCCCCCAACGUCCUCCGCACCUUUGACCACUCUAAGGUCUACAUCAUCGGAGCUCUGGUGGACCGUUCCAUCCAGUCAGGUUUGUCACUGGCCAACGCCAAACGUCUGAAACUCGCCACCGCCCGUUUACCACUGGACGAGUAUCUUCACUGGGAUGUGGGAGCCAAAAAUCUGACUCUGGACCAGAUGAUCCGCAUCAUGCUCACCAUUAAGGAUACCGGGAAAUGGGAGGAGGCGCUACAGUUUGUGCCGAAGAGGAAGCAUGAUGGCUUCCACCAACAGCUGAAACGAACGGAGAGUGCAACUGACAAAACCAGAGGCCAUGCGCAUCAUGGAAGAUCGGCCCAGGACGGUUAUGGGUCGUCGAGGUCUGGAGAAAGAAUCACUGAACGGACAUUUAAGAGCGAGAGUCUUCACAAACCCAGCAGAGAGUCUGGCUUUAGCGGCAGAGACAGAGUGUCUAUGCAGGCGAGUACGAGAGAAAAAGCAGCCACAACCAAAGUACGGACGUCAUUUAAAAACAACAUUGAAGCAAGGAAAAAUUCAGGCAAACAGAAGAUGUGGUGGUGUGAUGACUGA